Molecule: messenger RNA, 813 nt
Organism: Corylus avellana
Lineage: Eukaryota; Viridiplantae; Streptophyta; Magnoliopsida; Fagales; Betulaceae
Product: DNA-directed RNA polymerase I subunit RPA12
Biological process (GO): termination of RNA polymerase I transcription; DNA-templated transcription
Cellular component (GO): RNA polymerase I complex
Molecular function (GO): zinc ion binding; nucleic acid binding
Source: RefSeq, a predicted model, not a curated record
CUCACUCUCUCGGCAGCCGGCAGCCGCUUCAGUCUUCCCAGCUCUCCAGCUCUCUCUCUUCCCGGAUCACAUCUCUCUCUCGGCAAACCACAGUUCCACACGGUCUCUCUCUCUGUAGACCGGUUGCCUCCGUCGUGCUCAAGAUUGGUAUGAGUUUGAAGGUUUUCCUCUGCGAUUCUGAGUUUGAGGGUUUUCCAUCUUCGUGAAAGCCGAUCGCCCAAAGUUUAUCAUUAUAUGUAUAGAACUUCCUCAAUACACAGCUCAUUGAAGGGGAAUCUCAUGGCGUAUUCUCAUGAACGUGAUUUCUUGUUCUGCGACCUCUGCGGAACAAUGCUAUCCAUGAAAUCAACUGAGCAUGCUAAAUGCCCUCAGUGCAAGUUUGAGCGCAGUAUGAAAGAGAUUUGUAACAGAGAAAUAUCUUAUGUAAUCACAACUGAGGAUAUCAGAAUGGAGCUGGGCAUCUCGCUCAUUCGUGACCAGGAAGUACAAUUAUCAAAGGUGAAAAAGAAGUGUGAAAAAUGCUAUAAUGAUGAGGCUGAGUUUUGGACCAUGCAGAUGAGAUCAGCAGAUGAAGGGCAGACUACAUUUUAUCGUUGCACCAAAUGCGGCCAUAAGUAUUCAGAGAAUUGAGUUUGUUGUACCAAAUAUGAGAUUUCAGGACAUGCAUGAAUGUGGUUUACCUCUCCUCUGGCAUCAAUGAGAAAUACCCUUCAUUGAAGUGGCCUGCCUUUUCUCUCCCUGUCCUGAUUACUCUAUGAUCAGUUAACUGUUAGCUGUGUAUGAAAAUAUGUUUAUUGAUCAUGGUUCUUCCUA